UCAAUAAAUCUGUCAUCUGUCGCGUUAACCCUAAGGCAUUUUUCUCAACUUCACAAUAUAUUGCGUCAAUAAAAUAUAAUAAGAACAAUAAUAUUAUCGUGAAAAAGCAAGUAAAGAUAGUAUGGAUGAUGAAAGUAUCCAGAAUAUAUCCAGGAAAUCGAAAGCGAGUGUUGAAAAAAGACAGUCGCACUCAACUGUGAGUGACGAUAAAAGCUUUCAAAAAAUUUCAAAGAGCAACCUAAGCAUUGAAGAUGGUAGCGUAGAAAUAUUCUCCGAACAUGAUCAUAGUAAUGUUGAAACACAAGUCGAACCCAAACCAUUUUCAUACAUAGAAAUGCUUGACGUACCACGGUACUUGCCUGAACCCCUAACUAUCACCACCGAUUACUUAAAAAUGAUUUGCAAUGAGCUGGGACUAAUAAAGUUAUACUGGCCGAACUUGACGGAAGUGACUUUCGAAGACCGAAGCAAUUUUCCGGAAAAUUACUUAAGAAAUACGGACAAAGAGAAGUGUUUGCUUUUAUAUGCGGAGAACUUUAGGAGGCAAUUUUGCCAUAAGUUUCCUAAUAGGAAACCGUUGUUUUUGGCUUGCGAUAACGAAUGUGGAGUUCAAAAAUUGGUUUGCACCACCCUUCGUCCAACGACCCUGCCCUAUUCGGAAAUAUCCACAUGGGAGAAUUGUGCGAAAUUUGUUGCUGACCAUAUCAGAUACGAGACUUUGGAUGAACCAAUUUUAAUUCCUAAGCGCCUAUAUUCACCCCAUACGAUUUUCUUGAGACAGUCAGGACAAUCUUUUGAAAUAGCUACGUGUCUAUGUUCCUUGCUUAUUGGAUUGGGAUAUGAUGCCUAUGUGAUUUCUGGAUAUGCCAUAAAGGAUGUAACAGAACGCAUAAUGUGCAGAGUCGACUGCCCUUUCGAACCCUAUAAAGAGGAAGUAUCCGAGGUACAAGUGGUGGUUGAAGAUCAAAAAUAUAAAAUAACAAACAAAAAGGAAAUACAAAGUAAAUUCAUAUUAAUGAUGGAACAACGUGAAAAAGAUAAAAUAAAAGAAUUAGAGGAACGACAUGCUGAAAUGGAAAGAGAAAGAACUCUGGAAGAAGAAAAACGACCAUUUGACGAACUAGAAGGUCAAAGAGUCCACGCAUGGAUACUUCUUGCAUCUGGCUGCCGAAAUGUUCCAGAAAACCUAUUCAUCGAGCCUAGUACCGGCAUAUCACACCCCCUUAAUAGCGACUUGUAUUGCGGAAUCGAAAGUAUUUGGAACCAUGAAAACUAUUGGGUGAAUUUGCAAGACUGUUCUCAAGGUUUAGGAAACUUAAGUUACGAUUUAACCGAUACAGAAAAAUGGGAACAUUUGCUAGUAGGAGAACCUCUAAGGUGGAGAAAACAUAAAGUAGCAGAAAUAGGUGAAGAUGAAGAAGUUGAAGACUUUUGGGAUGAAAAGCAUCUUGAUAUGCCCUAUUAUUGGUCAAUGAAGAUCAAUAUUCCCCAUGAUGUGCUCCAGAAACGAUUCCCUUUAGGUGCAAAAGUGACCCAAUAUAAAAGAACAGUGGUCGAGGAAUACGCCCCUUAUGUAUGCGAGGAUGGAGAGGUUCAAAAAAUUGUUCGAUAUAAGGAUUUUGCUUGUACUGAUAUCGAGCUGAUUGAGGAAAAGUUUGAAAAUAGACACGAUAAGUUGAUUCAGGCAAUUCUAAAUUCUAAAACAAACUUGGUUGUUGAGUAUUUUGCUCCUGGGAGAGAGGACAGUGUUAUAAAGCAUAUUUAUUUUAAAAACGAAGAUAAUCCAGAAGCUGAAAGGACCAUUUUCUUUAAUAGUAAGGCCCGAUUUGAUGGACUUUCAAAAAUUGAGAUCGCUCCGAACGUAUGUACUGAGCAUUAUAGUGAUAGAGAUGACAAGUUAUAUUAUCGCCAAGUGAUUUACGACAAGAAAAAAGAUGGAAAAAAAGAAGCAGAACAAGGGACAAGUCGUAGACCUAUUUUGAAAAUUAUCCAGAAAUUUUUGAGGGAUGAGCAGAAAUUACCUUAUGACGACGUAGCCGUUAGGGAAUUUAAUAUUAGAGACAGAGAAAUCCACCUUAAAUACCAUUAUGGAAAGGACAACGUGACCGCAUCCACAAGAACUUUCAUUAAACCACCGAUAUCCGAAAUGGGGGAGGGGAUGACUUUUAGGCCAGAACUAACCUAUGGAUAUCAAGCACAAAUCGGAGCUAAGCCGCCGAGACAACUCCAGUUAUUUUUGCUUCUCGAGCAGCAAAUAAAGGACGAAAAAGAAGUUAUAGAGCUUAUACGGGAUUUUGAAAAUCAGAUCUCUGAAUUUCUACUUCUUCGUGCCCACGAGAUGGCAUUUUCCGCCCUGGAUGUAUCGAUUUACAAUCGUGAACAAAAUCAAGAGUAUCGCACCGGUAUGCUGGAACAAGAAGAUAAGCAAAGGAUGUAUAAGGAAAAAGAAGUGGAAGAAGAGAUCGACUAUCUCUCACCUUAUUUAGCUCGGUUAGGUAGCCGCAGUUCUUUAACGUAUCAGGAGGCAUUAGAUAUUAAAUAUGCCUGCUUGGAUGAUUAUAAGGCUUUACUGGUUAAGAGGGCAAAUGAUAUUCAGCAUCAGUUUGACAAGAUGACAUCAAAAGUAGAAGACAUGCAAAACUGGUAUACCCAGAAUCAUGAUAAUCUCUCCCCAGAAGAAGAAGCGCAAUAUUUUCAGGAAGUCAACGACAUACUCUUCUAUUUGCGCACCUUGGAAUUUCGUCUACAAAGGCAUAAGGAUCUCUCCUAUACUAGGUACCAGUUUAUGCUUUACUAUGUCACUCGUCAUCCGAUGCUGGACGUUCUCGAAGAAAAUUGAGAUUACACUAAUAAUUUUGUAUGGUAUAUAUUUAUAAAUAUAUUAUUAUUGAUAUAAACAUAAA
Anthonomus grandis grandis is the source of this 2903-nucleotide messenger RNA. Its product is annotated as dynein regulatory complex subunit 7. The record is from RefSeq and is a predicted model, not a curated record. The transcript is spliced from 15 exons. Gene Ontology annotation, cellular component: motile cilium. Lineage: Eukaryota; Metazoa; Arthropoda; Insecta; Coleoptera; Curculionidae. The coding region runs from base 122 to 2839 and encodes 905 amino acids. Gene Ontology annotation, biological process: flagellated sperm motility.